This is a messenger RNA of Arachis stenosperma, 1366 nucleotides long. RefSeq lists its product as uncharacterized. The record is from RefSeq and is a predicted model, not a curated record. Gene Ontology annotation, cellular component: mitochondrion. NCBI's taxonomy places the organism in Eukaryota, Viridiplantae, Streptophyta, Magnoliopsida, Fabales, Fabaceae. Bases 366 to 1118 code for a protein of 250 amino acids. Gene Ontology annotation, biological process: protein modification process. The transcript has 5 exons.
UUUUAUAAGAAUUUAAGCUUAUAAAAAUUUCUUUGUUUUCCCACCAAAGGAAGUGCUCAUCAUCUUAUUUGGGUAUGGUGUUAAUGAGUUAGAAUUUUGGUAAAUGUCUAAAGAGAUUGCACCCUAGUAGUAGUAGUAGUUGUGUUUGGGGAUUUCAAUGUUGUUGUAGCCGUAAGCGAGGGAGUAAAUUGUCUUUCUAACCACCUCCUAUGAGAGCUAGAGCAUUUUGAUAGGUAGUUUGCCCACCACCUGUUCGAUAGAAUGUUUCUUUGAUUUCUUCUCAUUUUCUUUUGAAGAAAAUAUAGAGACCAACUUUUAGUUAGUCAACAUUGAUCGAAAAAAAAGAAGCAAAAUAACUGGAUAUAAUGGCUCCACUGAUGAAUCUGGUAAGGCUGAGAGGGUUUCCAAUUUUGCAGCAAUUGCAUUUAGAGGAACGCAUGCUGAGAACCAGCUCAGCCAAUUGGUGCAUUAUUAAUGAUGGAACCACCUUCCCUACCGUUGUAAUGGGCUUGUCUGGGAAAGUAUCAGAACUUGUUGAGGCUAAGUCCGUGUUGCGAGAUCAUAUACCUGUCAUAAGAAGGUUUACUGGGGGAGGAACUGUAAUUGUUGAUCAAGGAACUAUAUUUGUUACUCUGAUAUGCAACAAAGACGAUGUUUUGGAUGUGCAACCCUUUCCUCGCCCCAUCAUGUCGUGGAGUGGUCAACUUUACGAUGAAGUUUUCAAAGGGCUCGCUGAUUUUCAUCUUCGUGAGAAUGAUUAUGUAUUUGGUGAUCGCAAAUUUGGUGGUAAUGCUCAAUCCAUAACCAAACAUCGGUGGGUACACCAUACAUCUUUUUUAUGGGAUUAUGAAGUCAAGAACAUGUCUUAUCUCAAGUUGCCAGCAAAGGCUCCAAAAUAUCGAUUAACUAGAGAUCACACAGAUUUUGUUUGUAGUAUGAAGGAGUAUUUGCCAAGAUCAGAAUUUGUAGAGAGAACUAUCAAGGCAAUAGGAGCCCAGUUUUCUGUGAAAUCCAUUAACUUGGAGUCCACGGAAAUUCUUUCUUCCUCUGAAUUUGUUCAUACCACUAGGCUUCUUACAGAGCAGGAACUUCUUGAUGCUUGCACAAUUCAAACUUGAAAAUGAAGUUACAAAUUGCUAGUAUGGAUCUUGCUUUUCCCAAGUUGAGUGAUGAUGAAAUUUGAGUGUUACUUUCUUAUGUUGUUGUCUAUUUAUUUCCAUUUUUUCUUUUGUCCUUUAUUCUAUUAGAUUUUAUUAUUAUUAUUCUGCAAAAUUCUAUCCAUGUCCUGUUUCUUGUUGAAAUAUUGAUAUACAUUUCUUGCUUUCCUUUAUUCUACAACUUUGAUUUGAUAGUGUUGAUGUUCAUA